AUGUCAAUUGCUGAGCUAGUUUUAUGGGGAAAGCUGAAUGGAGCUAUUAUAGACCCUCGUGUUUCCUUUGAAAAGGGUGCAGAUGGUAUCGGAGCCAGAUAUAAUGGAAGUAAUAGCGAGAAAGCCGAAAUACCUGGAAGCUUAAUUUCAGUGCCUUUAUCUAUCUGUAUCACGCCUAAAAUUGCAGUUGAGUCUCUAGGAAACUAUGGAAAGGCACUCUAUGAAAAGUCGACAAAUAUAAAUUCCGCUGUGAAGAUAUUCCUUUGUACUGAAAGAGCACUGGUGAAUAGAUCAUUCUUCAAGCCAUACAUAGAAUUGCUUCCAGCAUUGCAGGAAGUGGGGUCUCCGUACACCUGGAGCCCCGAAGAUAAAGCCAUGUUGAAAGGUACGAAUCUAGGUAACUCACUAAGUGAAAAUAUGUCCCAGUUAGUUGAAGAAUGGUGGCAGUGCAUCAGCUUAUUGCCUAAGGAAGUAGAGAAGGACGGGCUACCAAGUUUAACACAGGAUCAUUUUUUGAAUAUGAAAUUUUACUACGAGUACAAAUUCUAUACAGAUCAGGACAUUUAUGAAUACUUAAAGGCUACAGAUGUCGCUAAUUGGACCAGUUUUGGCAAUUAUUUAUGGUCAUCAUUGAUAUUGAAGUCCAGAUCAUUCCCAUACUACCUUUUCAAGGAAAGUAUCGAUGCAGAAAUCAAGCAGGACGAAGCGAUGCUCUUGCCUUUAAUAGAUUUACUUAACCAUAGCACCAGCGCUAAAGUGAAUUGGUCAACUUCAAAUACAAAUGGCCAAGCAUUCUUCAAUUUCCAAUCAGAAUCGACUGAAAGUGGAGCUGAGCUUUUCAACAACUAUGGCAUGAAGGGGAAUGAAGAAUUGCUCUUAGCCUACGGGUUCUGUCUCAAAGAUAACGUCGCGGACUCAGCUGCGUUGAAGAUUAAAGUUCCCUUAGAAAUAUUGCCAGAUUUAGAAGCACAAGGCAUCAAACUACCCCAGAUUAACGAUUACACAACUUCGAUAGUUCGGAAGGCACCAGUUACAGAAGAUCUGAAUGCUGUGAACGAUUAUUCAAAAUACUCAGAUGGAUUACUAUUCUUUAUCACGUCCGAUAACAUUCCUGAAAACUUGAUAGAACUUUUCCAGUGGCUAUGUAGAAACACAUUGGAGAAAACUAGAACGAAUACGGUGACCUUGAGAAUGAAGUUGGCCGGAUUAAACCAAUUAAGACAAGCCAUAGAGUCGAAAAAUGAACUCAUCAAGCUCCCAUCCGAAGGAAUCUCAACAUCACCAAAUGGCGAAAACAUUAAACUAUACUUAACUUCUCAAAAGAAAAUUUUCACCAGUUCAAUUAAAAAGAUCAAGAAUUUAGAAAAGGGUUUAUUAACAGACCCAGAACUCAAACCUCGCUUGCUCACAUUAAAAUCUAUUUACAAAAAGGAUGUCAAGCUCCAGCAAGCGUUAUUGGUAUCAUUAGGUAUCUCGUCGUACAAUGACAUCCUUGAAUCCGAAUUUCAGGAUCAAUUUUGGCUUUUAUACUUGAUGAGGUGCUACAAUAAGAAUGAAUAUGACGAUGAAGAUCCCGAGGAGAAAUACCUCCCAGAGUGGAUCCAUCGCAUGUUUACCGAGCUUAUGAACGAAACUGAGAUAAAGCCUGCUGAAGUAGUCCAAUUCAAGGAGAUAUAUCUUGGCUUGAUCCCACCAUUGGCAACUGCAGUCCCAGAAGUGUUUGCAAGAGGACAGUGGAGAGUAAACGAAAUGAUUAUCAGUGCAAAACUUCUCGAUUUGAUCAGUUUUGUUAGGGGCAAAGAACAAGAAUGUAUAUUAGUUGAAUGUGAUUAUAAUUAG
Molecule: messenger RNA, 1839 nt
Organism: Dujonia railenensis
Lineage: Eukaryota; Fungi; Ascomycota; Pichiomycetes; Serinales; Debaryomycetaceae
Source: the annotation of a GenBank genome assembly